Molecule: messenger RNA, 5715 nt
Organism: Diabrotica balteata
Lineage: Eukaryota; Metazoa; Arthropoda; Insecta; Coleoptera; Chrysomelidae
Source: the annotation of a GenBank genome assembly
AUGGAUGAAAACGCUCAAGAGCCGCCCUCACCAAAGAAGAAAUUAGAACGGCCUUCGAUGGAUAUGACAUGUUUACAAAUUACCCAAAAAUGUGUUCAUUUGGCAGCAGGUAACACAGCAAAGAUGACUAACAACACACUGCCAUGGCUCUGCGUAUGCCUCUGCAUAGCACUAGCAGCAGCUCAAUCGAACUACGCCGAUCAAGCCAACAACAUCGCCUACCAAGGAGAAGGCCUUCCCGAACAAGGCAUUCUCGAUGGAAAAGUCACCAAGCUCGACGACCUCAGCCCCGUCAUCUUCCUCAAUAGAACCAAGGCCGCCUUGAACUGCGCAGCUGGUUCCAUGCAGAUAGAGCUCAAGUUCAACGAUAAAUUCUAUGGAAUAGCAUACGCGCAGUUCGAUAGGAAUUCGGCUUGUAGGGUCUACGGAAAAGGAGCUUUGAGCUACAAGUUGGAGUUACCUUUGAAAGGGUGUGGAACAAAACAGGGACCCCAACGUGUUUUUACCAACAACAUAGUGGUCAGAUUCAACCCCCACUUCGAAAUUGAUGGUGACGAAGUUAUAACCAUCGUGUGCAGACCUGAGGCUCCUGCAUCGCCCAUAGUAGCUGCACCGUUGAAAGGAUUCCAAAUCCUGCUGAUUAUCUGCGGUAUCCUCUUCUUAUCUUUACUUUUACUAGGAUUAGGAUGCUCGUACUACUGUUUAAGAAGAAGACCGUUAACGGUCAUCCGACAACCGUUCUCUACUCUGGGAAGUGGAUCGGAAAUUACCAAAAUAUCCAGAAGUUCUUUAGGAAGCCUUCCCAUAAUGGAAGGUGUAAAAAUUCCUCGAGCCAAUGUCUUACCAUAUACAGCAGCAGCAAGCAGUGCUGGAAGCGAAGGUCCUCUCAUGAGUGACAAUCUACCCUCAGACUACCCAUCAGAGUCCCAUUCGGAAAUAGACGUAGACACCGGAUCACUGCCAGUAUCGUCUGCGGGAAGCUACGAUAACCAAGCCUACAUACAAGAUAACAGUAGCGUGUACAGCGAAGGGUACGGGCAUACCGUUGAGCAGCAUGUCCAGAACGCGGUGGCUACCGCUGCUAUGGUACCAAGGUUGCCGCUGGCUGUAAAGGAGCAGCCCAAGUUCGAUGUUCAAGUCAAGGUUAAGAAAAGUCCUCCACCACCGCCUAGUAUAUCGCUGUCUGACACUGAGAGUACUAGGACUGAUAGGAAUUUGUCUACUAUUCUAGAGCAGCAAGAAAGUAUUAGAUCAUUGGAUUCACCUCUGGUACAUGAGAGAAAUCAAUUCACUUACGUACCAGAGCUUCAUCCCCCACCAAAACACAUUCAACCCGCUCCCACUUAUAACAAAAUCCUUCGAAGGCAAAUGGAGAUGCAAGAGGAACGAUAUGUUGCUCCAACUCCUCCACCACCUCCUCCAAUAAUACCAAAACGAGAACGACUGACAGAGGACGUACCAGAUACCUUCGAACCACCAAUAGCUAUAGUACACAAACCAGAGAUAACCUCCCACAUGGUUGACGAUGUUUUCUUAAAGACCAUCACCGAAAAGAAGACAAUAGAGGACAUAGAACGCCAUCGUCGAUUGGUCACCGAGUACCACACCAGAGCCAAACCGGUGGAUGACCAGAAAUGGAACGUUACCAUCAGAAACUACCCAGUUGAUAUGGCAGAGCCCCCAGAAUGGGAAAACUUCUCUGACAUAUCGUCAGCUUCAGGCUUGACUCUCACUCCAAAACCAAGAAGAGCUACCAUGAGUUUACCACCACAAAACCUGAUAUAUACAACUACAUCAGAAGUGCACACAAGAGACGAAAGCUACUUAUCGAUGUUCAACAUACCACCAGAAAAUCCCGAAGUUCCCAACUGGAACGUUCUUAUCCGAGUCUUCCAACCAACCGAGCAAGAAGAAGGUCCAGUUAUCGAUAGUGCAGAAACGUUUAAUUCCCAACUGACGACAGCAGAUAAAAUGAAAUGGCGACAAAUCAUCACGACAGAAUCAACCUUAAGAACCUUGUUGACGGAAUGUGUGAUAAGAGAAGAUUACGAAAGAGUUAGGAGUGAUACGAGAUACACUAAUCUUUUCGAGCAGCCUAAAUGGGAUGUUAUUAUCAGGAUUCUUGCGCCACCUGAUAGACAACCAAAAAGCAGGAAAUGGGACAACAGGAGUCGCCGCAGCAGCUUGCCAACACUCUACGAAUACGACUCCGAUGGAGAGAGCUCCGUUCGCACUCUCACCCGAGAGCCUCUGGUCCUGCCACAACGAUCGAGGAAAAACUCCAGAUCAAGCUACAGAAGCGAAGCCGAUUUGAGAUCUAUGUCUGAGAUGACAGUGGACUUCGGAAGGCAGGAUAACUUUUCCGAAACGUCCAGCUACUAUCCCGACAAGAGAUACUACGAAGAUUCCGAACAUGGACACCCUUCGCUGGCUAGAUCGCUGAGCCAACCAAGAACUCCUAAAUCCCAACGCAGCUCCCGAUUCCAGCCUCCGCGAGGCACAGGCGAGCAACGAGCAGUCUGGCAGACGAGCCAAGCGAGUACCACGACCGGACCUCGCGGUACCAGUCAAGUAGUAACUCAAGAAUUCAGAAGUCAAGCGUCUUCUAGUUACGUCGGUCGUAGUCAGCCUCCGAAAGGCUGGUUCGGUGAUAACGAUAGCGAAGCUAGCUACAAAUAAAUCGAAUAUCUACAAAGGCGGCUUGUGAAUGCCUGUAGGUCUAUUUAAAAAGCAGUUACACUGCCUAAAGUACUCAGAUAUUCCUAAUUAUGUGCUAAUAUUAAAAGAAAAGCUGCCCUUUUAUAUUUAGAAGAAUUUUCUUGUUAUUUUGUAUAUUUUCUCUAAAUUUUAAACUCAUAUUAUUAUAUUAAUAGAAUCUGUAGGUUUGCAUUAUGUAAAAGAACAAUGUUCAGUUCAACAAUUUGGACUAAGUAUCAAAGAGACUGUUCAGAGACAUGGAACGAAAUUUUCAACUAUCCGAAGUUGCCAAAUUAGACCUUUUCCCCAAAUAUUUGCUCAACAGAUUAAUAUUGUUUAUACUUACAUAAUGCAAACGUUUUAUCCGUGAAAACAAAAUCUCAAUUCAAAUAAUAUUAGUAACAAGCUGUGAUAACAAUGUAAGGUGUGUUUUUGAUUCGAUUUUUUAUUCGAAGGGGCCUACCUGGUUUUCCACUUUUUCAAGCACAAAUAAUGUUUUCUUAAUUGAAGAACUGUAGAACUGGGUAUUGGGCAAUGUGUCUCAUUGAGUUUUGUAAAAUGCUUACCAUAUAAAGUAGGAAGGUGUUUCACUUAAUUAUCUUUACACAACUUGCAAAAUCAGUUGUAGGCUUUAUACCAUUAUCAGAAAAAAUUAUGUUAACAUAAAUGAUGACAACACAUGAAAAUUAAACCUUAUUCAGAUUUAUGCGCCAACCGCCGAUAAAACAGAGGAAGAAAUUGAAAAAUUUUACGAUGACUUUUAAAAAUCCCUACAUAAUACAACAUCUAGAGAUAUAACAGUAGCCAUGGAUGAUUUUAACGCCAAAGUCAGAGAAGAAAGAUGUGAAUCUACUGUAGGACCAUAUGGACUCGGUGUUCGAAAUGAGAGAGGAGAAUGCCUUAUAGAAGUCUGCCUAGAACAUAAUCUUGAUGUAAUGAAUACUUUCUUUAAACUGCCUAAACGACGCCUGUACACUUGGAAAUCUCCAGCUGAUAAGAUCGAUAAAAUCGUUAGAAACCAAAUUGACUAUAUUUUAAUAAGCCACAGAUACCGAAACGCAAUACAAUCGGUAAAAAGUAUACCCAGGUGCAGACGUGGCAUCAGAUGACAAUUCUCUUCCAACUUCACUUAAAAAAGAUACAAAAGUGAUAAAGCAAACAAACAAUAAUUAAAAUUAGAAGACGUCAAAGAAAAACUAAAACAAGAAAUUAAUGCAAACCUAGAAUCCACACCAGAAUCAAUUGGUGGUGAUGUAGAACAACAGUGACAAUUAUUUAAAAAUGCAAUUAUCGAACCAAGUCGCAGAGAACUCACAACAACCAGAUGUAAGAAAAGAGAUUGGAUGAAAGAGGAAAUCUUGAAAAUGAUGGAGGACAAAAGAAGGCAAAAGAAUAUCAACCUAACUUAGUAUCAACAGCUGGAUAAUAAAAUAAGAAGGAAAGUAAGGGACGCUAAAGAGACUUAUUUUUCUGGAAAAUGCCAAGAAAUAGAAGAAUUACAAAACAAAUAUGAUAAUUUUAAUCUCCAUAAGAAAGAUAAAGAAUUAGCUGGGGUAGCAGCAAAGCAAAAAACGUUAAGCAUAGUAUUGGACAAACAAAGAAACAUUUUAGUGAAGAUGGAACAAAAAUUAGUAAGACAGAAAGAAUAUAUAGAGGAAUUAUUCCAUGACCAGAGGCAGGAAAAGAUAUAUAAAGAUAAUCAGAGUAAAGACGAGGGACCCGAAAUAACAAAGUCAGAAUUAUACAUGCAGUAAAGUCCAUUAAAAAUAAUAAAGCUGCUAGUCCAGAUGAAAUACCAAGUGAAUUGCUAAAAUUGGUCAAUGAAAAAAACAUAGAUCUUUUGGUCCAACUACUGAACACAAUCUAUUCCACAGGAAUAUCAUCUAUGGAAUGGAGUGGGCUAAAGAAAGGCAAAAGAUACAAUAUCUUGAGACUCAUAAUUCAAGGAAAAAUAGAGGUUAGGAGAAGCGUAGAAAGAAGAUGCGUUUUCUGGUUAAAGAACAUGAGAGACUGGUUUGGUAGCUCAAGGCAAUUGUUCAGAGCAGCUGCUCGAAGGUCAGAAUAGCCAUGAUGAUUGCCAACCUUCGUCGCGGAGAUGAGACUUAAAGAAAAAGAAGAAUUGAGAACGGAUUGACUGAUCAAAUGGAAUAAUAAACAGCGCAUUUUAAACACAAACAAGCUGGUAAACAAUGUUUUAAUUAAAAGCCUGGAAUCAAAAAUUCUUUCUCGGCUAGCUCAGUCUAUAGACAUGAUAGCAUGAAACUUUUAAUCUUAGAGUCAUCAGUUUGUGCCCCACGUUGGGCGCCUAGUCAACGAAUUGUUGUUUAUAGAUUACCCAAUAAGAUCCGACGCUGAUUUCAGCCUACAAAUGGGUGUUUUGUUGAUUAUAAAAUAAAUAUUUUCCCAUAAUAUAUUUUUUACUUCAAAUUUAUUCAUCUAUAUGUUUUUAAAAUAGAUAAAGAUCGUAGAAAAGCAUCACUUUAGACAAAAACAUUUAAUACAUGCUCAAAUUAAUUAAUUUGGUACUGGAAAUAGAUGAAGGUUUUAAAACGAUAUAUCUGGAAGAAAAAAAUCUAAGAAAGGAAUCAUUAAAACGAUCUCCAAACUUUUGGUUAUACUUGGAUUCUGAGAAGCCUAUAACCGAAACAAAUGUGUUCAUGAUGACCAAAUGUAUCUAAUACAUUAAAGUGAAAUAUCUUCUUCAAAAAUUGCUUAAAAAACCGAGACACACUGUCCCUGUUUUAACGUAUAUUUUAAUAAAACCACAAAAAUAUCUUUCACAUUUUUGUAACUGUGAAAUUCGUUUUUGUCCAAUCUAAUGUGCUCAAUUUUCUAAUCGGUGAUGGUUGGGGCCUAUUUUUCCGCGUUUUACUAAACCUUUCGCUAUUUUUUUAUACCUGAGUUACUGGAAAACUACACCAGCAAUGUAAGAUAAUCCGUAAUGGUGCUAAUUAAUUUUAAAUUUUAUGUAAACAACAUAUGUAAGCUUUUAUAAAAAGAAAAUAAAUAUUUUAUAAU